AUGAAGUUUGCUGCUUGCAUAUGCCUAAAACUUCUUGAAAUUGUCUUCACUGUGGCAGCAACAAUUCUCAAGAAGUUAUCCGAUCGCUAUUCGGAACGUUUGUUGACCAGCAAUAAGAAGAAUCUAACGGAAUGGAUGCUUCUGAAUACAAUUUCAUUGACAAAGGAAGCCGACGAUUUUGGGGAUCUCGCCUAUAUAGGCUAUAUAUAUAUCUCCAUAAUAUUAUUGCUAGCAAGAUUCAAAGAGAAAACGAGGAACUAUCACAUAACUGAGAUCAUUUUACUGAGCUUUGGAGUAUUAUUUUUCACCAUACAAGGGCUAUUAAUAUUUGGUAUUAUCGAAGAGUUACCAGAUAAUAUUCUAGUCUUCGGGUAUUCUCUUGGCGCUGUCACUUUUCUCUGUGCAAUUCUCUUUGCCAUCGAUCUAUUAUUUUUCAAACAAAUGGCCGAUCCUAAGAAUGCAAUGUCUCAAACAGAUUUGGAAAGGGCAAUUGAAACAUCCACCAAGGAAGUCUAUCAAAUAACAAAUAAUGCUAAAGUGAAUCAAUUUGAGCAAUGUUGUCAUCCAACAGCUGCUAAAAAUGUGAAAAAACUUAAAUAUCUACGAACAGAUUUGUAA
Molecule: messenger RNA, 618 nt
Organism: Drosophila hydei
Lineage: Eukaryota; Metazoa; Arthropoda; Insecta; Diptera; Drosophilidae
Exons: 4
Coding region: 1-618 (205 amino acids)
Source: RefSeq, a predicted model, not a curated record